ACUUUGUUCCUUGUUUCCUUACCCGGUGUGAUCAACAUCUGGUGGCGCCUAUCAGGUCUCAACUUGAAGAUAUAAAAGAGUCACAUAGUCUUGAACGGAGAAAUUCGUUGUUGUCAACGAAAAAUUGCCAAAGUGCAAGUCGUCGACAACCUGAAGCGAAUUUUGAUACAGGCACGAUAAGAAGUCAAGUUUUGGUCCAAGCUGCGCCGAGCUGAACAAGCCCCAAACUUUGCGUUAACCGCCUUCAAAACCAGCACUACGAUUACCAAUCAGGAAGGGUAUCACAAGGGCGCAGAUACGGACCUCAUCCUCCCACCUUGUUGAAAAGUGGUCAACAGGUCCUUCUUCCAACAAUAGUUUCCCGAGUCACCUUAACCAACAAUCACGACACCACUUGUUUAAGCAAAUAUCUCCUACAAUGGCAGCCCGGCAAUUGUGGACUCCUCCCAAGGAGGCUGAAGCGGGUCUCUGGAACCCUGGAGCGCCGAGACUCUGGUCCCCUAGAGAAAGGAGCCAGUCGACAAGCACAGUUUCCUCAGUCUUCUCAGCCUCUAACGCUGAUGGAAGGAUACGCUAUUCCGGCCGGCGUUUUGCGCAAAUCAUCAAGCUGAAGGCCGAGUACAUCGACAAGUACCGGGAGGUCCAUGCUGCUGUGUGGCCUGAGGUUGCGAAACAGAUCAAGGAGUGCAACAUUCACGAUUAUAGCAUCUUCCAUGACCCGGACACCGGCAUCCUCUUUGCCAGUUUCAAGUACGUCGGCUACGACUAUGAAGGAGAUAUGGAGAAAAUGCGCGAGAACCCAAAGGUUCGCGAGUGGUGGAAGAUGACAGAUGGAUUCCAGGAGUCCAUGGUCCCGGGAGCAAAGAACAGCGAGUCGGGAGAGCCGUCGUGGUGGAAGCCAGUUGAGGAGGUUUUUUACCAGGCAUAGAGUCUGUGGAUUUUCUGUAUCUUUUCGUUUGCGGUCGUUGUGUUCGAUGUCUGUUUUGUAUUAGCGCAAAUCCUACGGCACCAGCGGGUAUUCGUGCCUAUCCAACACAUGCCCGCUUCUGGGUGUGGCCUGUGAAUCUGAUAGACGGAGUCGAGCUGUUAAUUGACCGUUACUUGCGCCAGGAGACU
Messenger RNA from Neurospora hispaniola, 1116 nucleotides. RefSeq lists its product as uncharacterized. The transcript has 2 exons. NCBI's taxonomy places the organism in Eukaryota, Fungi, Ascomycota, Sordariomycetes, Sordariales, Sordariaceae. The record is from RefSeq and is a predicted model, not a curated record. The coding region runs from base 419 to 928 and encodes 169 amino acids. Gene Ontology annotation, molecular function: racemase and epimerase activity, acting on carbohydrates and derivatives.